UUCAUUCUCAUUCUAUUCUAUUCUACUCUACUGUCCCAAAUAAACUGAUCAUGUUUCCCGCCAACACCACCACCUCUUCCGCUGAAUCCAAGAAAACCGGCCAUGGAACGUUAGGCCUUUCGGGUUUCGCGGCAUUCGGUCGCCCAGAUUCUAAUCCCUACGGUUAUGGGUCAUUUCAUAAUCAGUUUAAACCUUUCGAAUCGGCUUUCCGGCAGCCAAAUGAUAGUAGAGGUACUCCGGCGCCGCCGUUGUCGGAAAGAAAAGACGGCGGCGUGGCUUAUAAUUCGACUUCUAUCGAUGAACUAGAUUGGAGAGGAAAGAAAUGUGUUGGUAAAAUGAUUUCUAUUUCCGGCAUGCCUGUUUAUAACCUUAAAAGUCACGAAGAAUUGAGAUGGGAAGAUAAAGAUCUUUGUCGAGUUACAGGUUCAAUGCCGCCGCCUCCGCCGCCGACCACUUUUUUGCCGCCGGCGUUUUCUUCAGGCAAUAAAGAGUCGUCUUCUCCGGUAUAUGGUUCAUCGUUUUCAAUCCUUUCCACCAUAACCGGAUCAUCAACUUCUUCAGUUAUUUCCAAUAGUUUCUCCCCAUUGUCAUCCUUCUUUUCACCUCCGGCAAAAGUUUCCGGCACGUUCGCCGGAUUCGACUUAAUUCAGGCGACGACGAAGACAAAAGAUCCAUCAAGAUUGGAUCUUUCUUCUGGUUUUGAAGAUUUAACAGGCAAUGAAGUUAAAUCUAACAUAUUCCUUGAUCAAAAGAAUAUUAAUCAAGAACAACAGUUAGUUACAGAGAGCAAUGCUAACCCUUUUGGAAUCUUGCCCAUUGUUCACUAUGGAAUAUCGACCAUACCUGUACGACAAACGCAUGCUUCUCCGAAGAUCUCAUCUUACUUGAGUCCUCAUCGCUUGUCGCAAAGCAGGCGGACUAAAUUCGCGGUUCGAAAAUAUGAUCCCAAAUGUGAUCGUCCAAAGGUAGCGUUUUUCGCUGACGACGAAGGCAUAGCGAGGCCGGAUGUUUACCUGAUUCCGAGAGAGAAUCCGAGAGCUUUACUUAUGCGUAAAUGAGUAGACUCAAUUUGGAAGUGGGACGAUUAAUGUGCUUGUAUUGAUUUUAAACACAAUCAAAAGAUAUAAAAAAAUUGGUGAAUUUUAAUGUAAAAAAAUGGCAUCUUUUAAGUUGCUUUCUCUAUAAAGUUGUUGAAUUGAAACAUAUCUAUUAAGUUGUCAUGUGUAUCUAUUUUGUUUAAUUUAAUAAAAAUGUAU
This is a messenger RNA of Impatiens glandulifera, 1256 nucleotides long. Its product is annotated as nuclear pore complex protein NUP98A-like. Lineage: Eukaryota; Viridiplantae; Streptophyta; Magnoliopsida; Ericales; Balsaminaceae. The transcript has 6 exons. The record is from RefSeq and is a predicted model, not a curated record. Bases 51 to 1058 code for a protein of 335 amino acids. Gene Ontology annotation, cellular component: nuclear pore cytoplasmic filaments; nuclear pore. Gene Ontology annotation, molecular function: structural constituent of nuclear pore. Gene Ontology annotation, biological process: post-transcriptional tethering of RNA polymerase II gene DNA at nuclear periphery; RNA export from nucleus; protein import into nucleus.